GCCACUAGCUAUUUCUCCAUGGAGGAGUGGGAGUAUAUAGAAGGACACAAGGAUCUCUACAAGGACGUCCUGAUGGAGAAGCGGCCGCCCCUCACAUCUCCGGAUGGAUCCAGUAAUGGGAACCCACCAGAGAGACGUCCCCGUCCUCUGUAUUCCCGGGACUCCUCACAGGAACAUCAGGAGAUCCCUCAGGAUUAUCAGGUGGAGCUGGAUGUAGACCAGACUAAUUGUAGAGCAGAAGCUAAAGAAGAAGCGGAAGAGCCCUAUUUGAGUGGAGAUGAGUCCUCUAGGGAAUGGGAAAACCCUCCAGAGAUCAGCACGGACACUUGGGACACCAGAGCGUUUCAGUGGAACAUCAAGGCUGAGGAGGAGGAAGAGGAGGAGGAGGAGGACGUAAGACAAAUUAAGAUUGAAGAUGAGGAAUUUCCUUUGGAGAUUGCCGUGGACGGACAACACAAAUGGAAUAUCCUGGAGAAACAUCCAACUGUCUCUCCAGAAAUGGAAAAUGACAUCAGAGAUCCUUCAAGAGAACACCCCAUUAGUCAGAAUCUCCAUCCCGUCCUUUCCAGUUCAGACCCAUCGCCUGAUCCCUCUACACCCAGGGCGAGUCUUCCUGGUCACUCCUAUCCCAUCGGCCCGUAUAUGGAUCACAGAGGCAGUGAAAUGUUCCCAUGUUUUGUCUGCGGGAGAUUUUUUACCCAACUGGCGAUACUUAUCUCUCACCAGAGAAAUCACACACUUGAGGGCCCCUUUCUUUGUUCAGUAUGCGGAAAAUGUUUUGCCAGGAAAGCCUAUUUUAUCGAACACGAAAGAACUCACACUGGAGAGAGGCCCUAUUCUUGUUCCGUAUGUGGAAAAUGUUUCAAUCAGAAGUCGGCUCUCGCCACCCAUCAGCGGAUCCACACGGCCGAGAAGCCGUAUGCGUGUUCCGAGUGCGGCAGAUGUUUUACCCAGAAAUCCCAUCUUAUUAUACACCAGAGGACGCACACUGGGGAGAAGCCAUAUUCCUGUUCGGAAUGUGGGAAAUGUUUCAAUCAGAGGUCGUCUCUUGCCACCCAUCAACGAAUUCACACAGGAGAGAAGAGAUAUCCGUGUUCGGAGUGCGGGAAAUGUUUUUCCCAGCUGGGAACUCUUAUUACGCAUCAGAGAAUUCAUACUGGUGAGAAGCCUUAUUCGUGUUCAGACUGUGGCAAGUGUUUUACCAGGAGAACCUAUCUUACCGCCCAUCAGAAGACUCAUACCGGCGAGAAGCCCUUUUCAUGCUCUGAAUGUGGAAGAUGUUUUCGUCGGAAGGCCAAACUUAUCGAACAUCAGAGGACUCACACGGGGGUGAAACCAUAAAUAAUUUUCGGACUGCGGGAAACUAUUAACUGAAAAGAAUUCACCUGUUUCUGAUCGGCGAGAGUUUUUUUUUAUCAGUAAACUUAUCUGGUUAGACAUUAGUAGGUCUCCUUGUAGCAUUGAACCGUCUUCAAAGAAAAUGACUGUGGUCAGCUGACCUGAUCAAACUUGCUGUAUAUGAACUUGUUGCAGGGGAGGGCUGGCAGCGUUUCCCCGAAAAUAAGA
Molecule: messenger RNA, 1566 nt
Organism: Rana temporaria (common frog)
Lineage: Eukaryota; Metazoa; Chordata; Amphibia; Anura; Ranidae
Product: gastrula zinc finger protein XlCGF17.1-like
Exons: 5
Coding region: 19-1341 (440 amino acids)
Biological process (GO): regulation of transcription by RNA polymerase II; central nervous system development
Cellular component (GO): nucleus
Molecular function (GO): DNA-binding transcription factor activity, RNA polymerase II-specific; RNA polymerase II cis-regulatory region sequence-specific DNA binding
Source: RefSeq, a predicted model, not a curated record